CUAUCAUCUACUUCACCAGUUUCAUCAUCAUCAACUAUAUGAUCGUAAUCAACAUGUAUAUAGCUAUUAUUCUAGAAAAUUUCAACCAAGCACAUCAAGAGGAAGAGAUUGGCAUCGUUGAAGAUGAUUUGGAGAUGUUUUACAUUCGAUGGAGCAAGUAUGAUCCACAUGCUACUCAAUUCAUCCAGUUUUCACAACUAUCGGACUUCAUAGCCUCCCUUGAUCCACCUCUAGGCAUAUCGAAGCCCAAUACUGUGGCUUUGGUUAGCUUCAAUUUGCCAAUAGCCAAAGGCGAUAAAAUCCAUUGUCUGGAUAUUUUACACGCCUUGGUUAAACAUGUCCUAGGACACGUAGAGGAGACUGACAACUUUAGACAGUUACAAGAACAGAUGAGCUUAAAGUUCAAAAAGCAGUUUCCAACAAGGAAAGAACUAGAAAUCGUUUCUUCAACGCGGAUAUGGAAGAGACAGGACAAGGCUGCUAGAUUAAUACAGAAAGCCUUCAAAGAUUAUGUGAAGCGAAAGAAGGACAAAGAGCGCGAAGCUCUGGAAGUAGACGACGCGACACAAACGUCCUCACCAGGCGGUGGUGGUGGAGGUUGGUCAGCCCGUCUGUCAACGUUCCUUCACGUGCACCGCGGCAGCCGCGCCUCGUCCCGCAAGUCGUCGCGCGCGUCCGACGCCAGCGACGUCAGCGAGCUGACCGGGCCGUGGAUGAACUUGCCGCUGGUACUGCUGCAAGGUGCCACGCCCCAAGCGGCUGCCGCGUUGGGCGGUACUGUAGUACCACCGCCCCUCCAGCAAGGGGACGCGGGAGAGGACCUGGAGGCGGGGCGCGGCUAUCGCGGUGCUGGUGCUGAUGCCAGCGCUUCGGAUACUAAGCACCGGCUUACGCUCAAAGUCUGCGAGGCGACUCCAGAAACAGGAACAACGCCUGUGACACCUCUACCAACACCCAGUGGCGGUCCGGCGUCAGGGCAGCGGAGACGCAGCUUCUAUAACUUCCCGUUCUUCCUUCGCCACCAAGACGCCGUUGUCGAGACCGAAGAUGGUUCAUCAGCUACAACAGGGACGAAAAAAGACGCGUCCACAGGCGCAUCUCUGCACCCCUCUUCUGCUGAGGAAAAAACGAAGCGGAUAGGGAGCAUCAUUAGGAGGAAAAGAGUUGGCUCGGUCAAGGCCAGACCAACAUCGGUGUCCCAAGGUAGCGGUGCAACGGUCCAACGCACUCAGUCAGAGCGAUGUUCAGGUAGUGGUCCACCUCCAGACAUUAACAUUUUAGUGACAGAAGCGUCACCGGAGAGCGCCGGAACUUUUGGCGGAACCGGUACUACCACAGUCAGCCGGCCCCCGCUCAGCAGACAGAACACCGAAGCGCAGGUGGUGCAGGUACUUGUGCAUCGGGAAAGCGAAGAGUACAAUGAGGAGGAAGAGUUGGAGCACGAGUUGGGUGAACAGCGCUUGAGGGCGAUUUCACCCAUGAACGAUACGAUACCGAUACACACAGUACACCACAGGGACCAAGACAGAGAACGUCAGUGGCACGUGCGCAGCUGGCUGGAAGGUCAACCAUCAACGGUGGCUCCGACAUUGCCAUCCGUUUCAGCGCCACCUAGCGUUGGUCAUAGCCCGACGCAGGAAGAAGCGUGCGCUGUGACGUCUUCUCCGGUGUCACUGCCCCAGCUGCAACAAACAGAGGAGGAGGGCGCCAGUUCUGGUGCAACGUCACAACUCCACAGAGGUGAUCCGACUGACGUAGUUAUAGAUAUAGGUAGUCCUGUCUCCAACGAGGAUCUGGCAUCUAUUACGCCGUGCAGCUGAUCCUAACUAAAAGAUACACCUACGCAGUCCGAAUGCCAGACAGGUCCACCUUCAAAUACAGGGCGCAAAUAUGAAGUCUACUUUGAACUCAAAAUGUAGCGUAAAUACGGUUAUGAUAACUGGUAUUGUGCAACUUCUUUCAUAAAAUUUUUCAGGUUUGUAAAGAUCGAAAUUUAGGUAUGAGUAGUUCUCAUAUAUAGGAUACUACUUAAUGAUAGGCCGUAAUUACAAAGGCGCAUUUCUAUAACAAAUGUCAGUAGAAAACUUCAAAUCAACAUGUAUCCUAAAAAGUCUGGUUCUCAAGAUGAAGGAUGUCAAAGCUUCAAUAAAAAAUUGGCCUUUAAUAAAUGAAAGCCCCUUGUGCCUAGUAUGUUGAAUUUUGGCAGUAUCGUUCUUUUCAAUAGGUCAUUAAGUUAGCACAACUAAAGGAUAAUUAUGAAUUCCAUUGCCGUCUCGAGAGGAAGUUCCAUGAAAGAUAUUGACAAAAAGUGUGUAUGCUUCUACUUCUGUAGAAACUCUAUAUUUUUCAGAUUAAGUAGCUAAUGGUAUAACUUCUUUGUCUCUUGGUAUCUUUCCGUAUGUCACUUUGUUUUCGAGGAAAACAAUAGAAACAACUUCAUUACAUGUCGAAAAUUAUUAAAAUAAGAUCAAAUCAACUUUGAUCUUUGGUAUGAAAUACUGUUCUGUUGUUUUCGACUUUUCGUGACAGUUUUCUAUCAUUUUUGCUUUGUCAAAAAACAUUUUUUCAAUAUUUGACACCUUGUAUCUUGGAAACCAGACUUUUCAAGGCAUGUUUAAAUGAACCUUUGUUUGAAUUUGGUUCAGCAAUGCGCCCUUCUAAUUAUCUCCUAACAUUAACUAGCACCAUGUAUUUUGCAGAUUUUUUUCUUGAAUGUCACCUCUUUUGAUAGGUUAGCAAGUUAGAAAUCAGGAGGAUGAAGUUGAUGCAUAAUUUCCAUGGAGCCUAUACAGGGUGAUUCACAAGUCGUGACCAAAAAUGCAACAUGAUACACAGGACCGCAUUUUAAGUCUUCUAUGUAACAUUUUUUCCUCGAGUUUGAAAAUAAAAAACAUUUUUUUAAUACCGUCAACUGGAAUGAACUAAAAUUUGGUAUGUGGAUUUACCUAAAUAUUGUCGACAUUCAAAAUUAGUGUGCACCAGUGACGGAGAUACAGGGGAUUAGUGGCAUUAUUUUUCCAAAUAAAAAUAGUACGCCACUGUUUUUUUCUAAACGCGCAAUUUUUCGAAUUUUACCUUCAAUUUGCUACAAAUAAUAACUCUCCUUUUUUUCCCUAGAGUGCAUUGUUUUCGUAAAAGUUAAAAGCAAACUAGAUAAUCAAGGCUUUACUUCAAUAAAUGUUCAAAAAGACCACCAUUAUUACGGAUUCAAGUGCGGCAUCUUUUUAAUAAAGAAACGUAUUUCCGCAAAAUUUGUUGAGGCUUGAAUUUGAUGAAACGCAUUAUCUAUCCUUUCUUGUAACUGUUCAACAGUAUUAAUUUGUUUAGCAUACACUAGUUGUUUAAAAGCAUCCCACAAAAAGAAAUCCAGGGGGUUCAAAUCAGGAGGCCUCGCAGGAAAAUGUAUGGGUCCGUGUCUGCCAAUUCCCUGGCUGUCGAAAAGUAUUAUUUAACCAUGCGGUUAUGUCACGACGAACAUGCGGUGGGGCACAGUCAUGUUGAUACCACAUUCGUACUCUCGUUGCUAACGGAACAUCAUCCAGCACGUGUUCUAUGUAAUUCUGUAAAAAAGCUAAGUAGGAGUUUGCAUUUAAAAGUUGAAAGAAAGAAAAUACCGCACCAGAUAUGUCUAGAAAAUCUGUGUUGAAACGAGUGGAUUCUUACAGAACGGGAAUUUUCUAACGACCACAUAUGUUCAUUAUGAGAAUUAAAAGUUCUACUCCUAGUACAAAGCGAUUCAUCUGACCACUAAGUCAAAUCAAUAAAAUCUUUGCAGUAAACACUCACAAAAAUUUCGUCGUUGCACAUCGUCGUCGGGUUGCAGGCAUUGCACAUUUCGCCGAUGGUAAGAAUGCAAGACUUCCCGAUUUAAAAUUCUCCACGCAAGACUUUGAGAACAUGAUAACUGGGCUGCAGUCCGCCUAGUACUUGUACCAGGAUCAUCCAGCGCCAAAUUAGUCACUUCCAGUUCCCCUUGAACAAUAUGCCGGACACCAUGGUCUCUAACUCCGGGACAAUUCCAUAUGGCCGAAGUCUUAGAAAUGAACGCGUAAAACCCUAUGGGGUAGAUUGGCGUCUAUUAGGAAAUCUAGAAACUUUUUACUUGACUUUUACAAAAAAAAUCGUAGUGGUAACAAUAACAAAUAACUUUGACAAACUAUCUUCCAAGAAACGUCAAAUUGGUAUCAAGACCUCCUAGUUUAUUUUGAACCUGUAUCUCGGCUCUUCAUGAAUGAUCUAAUUUGUUUUAUUUUUAUUUUUACGGAAACAGUGCGCUCUAGGAAAAUUGAAGGUAAAAUUCGAAAAAUUGCCGGUUUCGAAAAAAAAAACAGUUGCGUACUAUUUUUAUUUGGAAAAAUAAAGCCAAUAGUCCCCUGUAUCUCCGCCACUGGUGCUUAAUUUUAAGUAAAGGCUUUUGAAUGUGGACAAUACUUAGGUAAAUCCACAUACCAAGUUUAAGUUCAUUCAAGUUGACGGUUCUGAAGAUAUUAAAAAAAUUGUUUUUUAUUUUCAAACUUCAAUACCCCGUAUCUUUUUAAUGAAGCCCUCCAGGGAAAAAUGUUACAUGGAAGACCCCCUUAAAAUGCGGUUCUGUAUAUGAUGUUUCAUUUUUGGUCACAACUUGUGAAUCACCCUUAUAUCAGGAGAAACUAGGCAAUGCUGUAAAAACGGCCCCGAAACUUGACGCCUCGGGUACCAGUGGUGGUUUCCAUGUUGAUCUUCGAUCACUGCGCCCUCAGUCAAGCGCCAGGUUUUAGGGGUUUUUUUCUCAUUUCGCCGAAUCUCUUCCUAUCUAGGCUGCAUGCAAAAUUACUAUAGUAACACUUUGUCAGGUACUUUUUUCAAUAGAAAGGGGGUCAUGUAAUUCAUCAUUUUGAAGCUCAUUACUAUCUUAUGAGCCUAUCUUCCCAAAUUGCGGACUAUUGAGCUGAGGAGGGCCUUUUGUGUUUAUGGACUACUGACAAAGUAUACACAAGGAGCUUCAAAAUGAUGUAUUUCAUGACUCACCUUCAAUUAAACAAAUCUUAAACUGUCACUUCCAUGCUGAAAUAUAGCAUAAUAUAGCAUCAAUUGUCAUGAUCCUAAAUUAGAUCCGCUCAAAAAAUACACGGAAAGGGGACAUUAAGAAAAUCACUGUAUACAUAUUAAGACACAAUUUUGAACCCCAGAAUGCUACAAAAUUGUUGAUAAUAUUGUUGGUCAUUUGGAAUUUAAAAACCGUUAAUCGGUGGUGACAAACACCUUCAUCCGCUACUUUAUGUGUAUGACAACUGCUUUAAAAGGGUUAUUACGUAAAGAACCUAUGUAAUGUCAAAACAAAUCGGUAAAAUGUCAACCUGUGCACUAGCCGCUAGUGUGCCGCUAGUUCAUUCAGCGCCUACUACAAGUAAGCAAGGAGUGAAUGACAGCUAGUUGACGGUAGGACCUAGGAUACCUACAUAAUGUCAAAAAACCUACAUAAUGUAAAAAAUCGAUGUGGCUUUUUAAAUUACGUAAUAUGGGGGUCGUUUCCUCUACUGUCCACUUCCAUAUCUAAGUAUGCAUAGUAUCUAAGAUGCUUAUCUAAUUGGGAUAUAAAUAUUCAUACUCAGAACAAAAUUGAUUCCAAUUAAAUCAUGCUGCUAUCCUCUAGUCUACUAUGAAGGAAGUUUAAUUACAUGAAAAUUGUUGAACUUGCAGACUGAUAAAUGACAAUAUAUUUCCACGUGAUAUUAAAAAAAUAAAUGUGUUGUAGAAUUUCUCGAAUUCGAUUAGAAUCCUGAAUAUCUCUGUCUACAUUAUGUAAAUUCUCUAUAAUAUCAAAUGAAUCUUAUAUAAGGAAGGCGAAAGAAGUACAUAGUUGCCGAUCAGUAACAGAGUAUACUGAAAUGUGUUUACGCUUCUAUACACUAUACAGGGUUAUCCAAAUUAAGUGUCCACCAUUAGUAACUUUGUUAUUAGUGAAAAUACAAAGUUGUUUGAAUUAGCAAACUAGUAGCAUUUUUAACGC
This is a messenger RNA of Acanthoscelides obtectus, 5989 nucleotides long. The record is from the annotation of a GenBank genome assembly. NCBI's taxonomy places the organism in Eukaryota, Metazoa, Arthropoda, Insecta, Coleoptera, Chrysomelidae.